Anthonomus grandis grandis is the source of this 11791-nucleotide messenger RNA. Its product is annotated as DNA-dependent protein kinase catalytic subunit-like. The coding region runs from base 110 to 11620 and encodes 3836 amino acids. The transcript has 50 exons. Gene Ontology annotation, biological process: double-strand break repair via nonhomologous end joining; telomere maintenance; intrinsic apoptotic signaling pathway in response to DNA damage. The record is from RefSeq and is a predicted model, not a curated record. Gene Ontology annotation, molecular function: DNA-dependent protein kinase activity; protein binding. Gene Ontology annotation, cellular component: nucleus. Lineage: Eukaryota; Metazoa; Arthropoda; Insecta; Coleoptera; Curculionidae.
UUAUUGAGAUUGAGAUGUUCAAAAUCUUGUUACUUUCAUAUCUGAGAUAAGUUUUUAAGUAUAUGAAUACCUUAAUAAUUGUUAAAUCAUAGGGGAAAUUUCACAGAACAUGGAUAUAGAACCCCAAAACUUUUUUCAAAUUUUGUGGGAGCACUCAAGAGAUAAUCUUAGAGGCCCCACAGAGUGUCAAAGAUUGCUUGCCAUUUUAAAUUACAAUUUAACUGAGGAGCAACUGAAUGAAUCCUUAAUUGAUCUUUACCUGUUACACCUAUUUGAUCAGAAUGUUGGCCUAUUCAAGUUCUUAUUGGAUGUAUGUUCUAAUAGCAAGUUUGACAAUGCCAGCUCAAAAGCUUUGGAAAUUAUUUACACUCUUAUCAAUAAUUUUCCAAGAAAAGUUGAAGAGUACAUUUUGGAUAUCAAUGAUAAAUGUCUUAGAAUGCUACAGGUUAAGGCUGCAGCAAAAGUUAAAACUAGAAUUUUGGAUGUUUUACUUAUAAGCAUUGAAAAAAUAGACAAAUGUUUGGAGAAUCAGCAGAGAUAUAUGGACCUUUACCAUGGGAUAAACUUUUGUUUAAAACAAGAAAUUCAUCCAGAUUCUGUGAGGAGCAAGGAAUUUAUACUUAUAGGCUUGCUUUGCAAAAGGCUUAGUUACUUAGAAGGCAUUAUACAAGACUCGGAAAAUAUUAAAAAGUACUUCUACACCCAGUUGGAUAAGCAAAUGUUCAAGGGAAAAUUACAAUCACAGUAUAUUAUACAUGGUAUAUUUACUGGUCUAUCAUACUUUUGUGAAGGCUUCCCCUUGAACCUAAACCUUCCGGAAAAUGCAGUGAUAGCAAAGAAACUUUAUGACUACAUUGAAACAUUAUCAAACAUCACUUGUGAUGUUAAAAUAAGAGUCGGAAACAGAGCUGCCAUAGCUUUCCUAGCCUCUAACAUGAAGAUAUUUAUGAAAUCUGUGGUUACAAAGUACAAGCAAUGGCAUAAAAAACUGCUAAUGACUUGGCUCAGCUCUGGAUUAGAAGAGAAAAAAGCUGGGGAGGAAUGUCUUAGAAUAUUACUCUUAAAUAUGGCAGAAACUAUUGCUAGAAUGAAUAAAGACGAGUGCUUACCCAUGUUAAAGCAUUUUAUUGGUUGGUUUAAAGUGACACUAAAAAAUACAAGUUCUACCUAUGUCGAACGGAAGCUAUGCUUACAGGGUCUAAAGUAUUUUUGUGAACCGAUGCAUAAGCAUUAUACAAAAGGGGAAGCUAGGGAGGUGUUUAUUUUGAUAAUGGAAAUUUUUGAAAAGAGUUACAUUCUUAAUUCUAACUUUGAAAAUGAAGAAUGGGAAUUUUUGCCGGAAUAUGUUCAGUGUUUAGCUAGUUUUAUGAGGUUUCAACGUUUUUCAAAUUCAGAAAUCUACUGCCUUCAGAGAGCGGUGAUCAGUAUGAUUAAGACAUUUUACAGAUUAAAACCGCUUCAUCAUUUAGUGGUGAUUGAUGCUCUCGUCACCACAUUAUUUUAUUUAAAGGAUACCAAAGAAUUCAAUGCGUUUCUGGAAAGCACGGUUUAUCAGGGGGUCGUGUGGAGCUGUUCUCACCAACACUUGACAGAAUCUGAGCUUGAGACUGAAGACACUAAAAUAAUAACCGUAAAAAACUAUUUUCCACUGUGGCGUGGACUAUUAAAACUUGUUUCGAACCGUUCGUAUGAUAAAGUUGGAAUUUAUUUCUCAGAUCGAGAGUUUAUUUUAAUUAGGAUUGUACAGGAAUUAGUAAAAACUUUGAGGAUGCUCGUCGAUAAGCUAAACGUUAAUGUAAAACUCAACGAAGACUCCAUACAAACUGAUAUAGAAAGUGUUUAUCAAGUGGAACAGGCCAGCGAUUAUGCCAUUUUCUUAAACGUUACCGAUUUUUAUCAGGAUAUUUUUGAGCAUGCCGAUGCGAACAUGUUCGAGCAUUGUAUUUGUAAAAUUAUUAAUCAUAUGGUAGGCAAAUGCCUGAAAUAUCCCUUGGUUAGUGGCUUUUAUAAAUUGCUCUCUUAUAGUUUGAAGAUUGGGAAUACUUUGAGACUGUUUGAAAAAAACAAUAUAACUCUCAAUCAAGACGUUAACAAUUGCAAAGAAAAUUUAGCGAAAUUCGUUAGUUAUUUGCUACAUAAAAUGAAGCAGUUUAAAGACGAACUUCUUAUCGCUUGUCUGCACGUUCUUAUGGAAUGUCCGGUAGUUGUUAUAGAGCCCGUAUUGGCAACAUGCACAGGAAUUUUUACAACUAUUUUUGAAGUGGGCAGGAGCUAUAUAACUUUAGCGAACUUGGGGCUGUCCACCUUGGCACGCUGGCAAAAUACCAUAAAAAAAGAAGAGUUCGAGGAAUUUUUAGUGCAAGUUAUUCCCUGCUUGGAUAGUUAUUUGAGAAGCAGAUCAUUGGGCGUAAUUUCAAGCUCCAAUACCGCCGUUGAAAAAAAGCGUAAAACCGCGAGACAGUUAAAGCGGCGUGCCGUUGGGGUGGAACUAGAGCCGGAAUUGGUUAAAUUCCAGAAAAGGGUGUUACAUUUUGUCGGUAAUCAGAACAGCAAGGUUUGUAAGGCUUUUGUGGCACCUGAUGUUAAUUUUGAAAGGAAGGUUACCAGUGAUACGCUCCAUCUUAAAGUGGUUUUACCUUACAAUGAUAUGGCUCUGGAAAUUUUUCUUGAACCUUUUAUUAUGAGGGUGGUCGAGCUUUCCCAAUACUCUAGCGAUAGGAAAACGAGGAUAAUGGCUUGUGAACUAUUACAGGCUUUUGUAGUGGUAUUCUUGGGAAGAACUAAACUAAUGGCUACUUCUGGAUUGAUAGACUUAGAAGAACUUUUAAGAAGUAUAGCACUGCCCCUCUUGCAAUUGGCUUGCGAUAUGGACCAAGUUGUAAGGCAAAUUUUCGAGCCUCUAUUCAUGCAGUUGAUCCAUUGGUACACUUUCAAAGUGAACAAACAGAGCCUUCAUUUGCAAGUUAUUGUUGAAGUUCUUAUGGAGGGUAUUACACAUCCCACUAACUCCUCCCUCCGUGACUUUUCUGGAAAAUGCAUCAAUGAGUUCGUUAAAUGGACCAUCAAACAAACCUCUGAGAACGAAUUAAAAUCGAAUCCGAUAAAUAUCAAAAUUUUGGUGAAACGCAUGAGAUUUUUUAGCCUGCAUCCCGAUUUAGUUAAGAAACUAGGCGCCGCAUUGAUUUUUAAUAAUAUUUACAAAGAAAUCAGAGAAGAGAGGGCUAUUAUCAGCAUUUUUGCGGUGGAACUGCUACAUAUUUUUGUGUGUAGUUUGGCUUUAUUGGAGUAUUCGAACGAAGAGGUCGAUAAUACAGUACAUCAGAUCAACAAAGCCAUAAGCCAUUUAAAGCGAAUUUUCUUGGAAAGAGCAGAAAUGUUUCGACGAAAUGACGAUAAGAGGCGUAUUCCCUCAGAUAUACCGAAUGAAAACCUGACUGGACUAACAACAUGGCUUCUUACUAUGACAGGAAGUAGAAGCAAAUAUUGUAGGAAUAUUUGCAUGGAACUGUUUGUACAUUUUCAGCCUCUGUGUGAUCAAAAAAUGUCUAUGCAAAAGUUCGUGCAGACCUCUUGUCCGAAUAUUUUAGAGGUUUAUGAAGAACAUAUUAAAAAACAUCCGCUAACUGAAGCAAAUUUUACGGAAACGAGCAUUAUCUUGCUAAAAUGGCUACAAAGUCUAUUAUGUCUCAUAGAUGGGUACAUUUUUGUAAUAAAAAAUGGGCUGGUUAUCGUGGAUCUCGAUGAUAAACUGGAGGCAAUCGAGUAUUUUCUAAUAAAUAUGCAGACUUUAACAGUUGAACAAGCAUUAAAAUUGAUCUACAAGUCAUUACCACUACCUUAUUGUACUAGUGAGAACAAGGAGCAAUUUAUAAAGCUCAAAUCGUUAUGUAAUUUAGCUAUUCUAAAACUGGCUCAGACGAUUCUUAAUAACAACGAAGUUCUACAGAAAAAUUCAUCAUUUUGGUCCAAGCAGAGCGUUUAUUAUUUAAUUAGAAACUCAAUUUUUUAUCCAAACUCUUUAGGGUUUGACGAACAAUUUGCACAGCAAGAAUACCGCGAUAUUUUGUUAAUUUUACUAAAUAAUUUUCCCAGAAAACUUGAGAAAAGUAACGUAAUUGAGGUGACAGAUGUUUUGAAAAAGUAUUUAGCGGACAGCUGGGAUUUAGAAAUUGAUUUAAACAAGAAUGUUAGUUUAAAGCAAAGAAGUAUUUUAAAAGGACUUCUUUUGAUCCAUUCCAGUCAACUAGAUCUUCACUUCAACACCCUAGAUUAUUCAAAAGGACUAAUAACCAAACUAAUAUCAAACUUCUACAAAAACCUGGACCAAAACACAAUUUAUAUAGGACGUCUCUCUGAAGCCACUACGGAAUAUUUAUCUUUAAUUUUGCAAUUUUCUUUAAGCAACAAACAAGAAUUUUUAGUUUUUUUGGGCCAUUUAAAUGAUAAAACUAAUGUCAGGUGUCAAGAGUUAACCGACGUUGGCAAUAAUAUGCCUUUCGGUUUAUAUUUAGUCAGUAUGUUUGCUGAUACGGUUGUCAAGUUUUUACUUGAUGAUUUUGAUGCGUUUUUGGAUAAAUGCGAUGACGUGGAAAUGACUAUAAAGAUUACCAGGUUUAUAAUGAAAUACAUCGAAAAUAACAAAACCGCUUUCAAAGAUCGACUUUCAAAAAUCUGCGAAGGAUUAUUAACAAAAUGGUUCAUAUUUCAAAUGUAUUUUGAAGAAAAUAGCAUCGACUUAGGUUUAGAUUUUGUAAAACAAUUUUGUAAAAUUUUCGCCCAAUUCCAUAUGCACUUCGACGACUUGCAAACCUGGGUCUUCACUCUCAUUGGUAAGGAGGAAAUGUUGUUAUCGGAACAAGAAGGCUUAAACUUAUAUUUGAGUAUAUUUAAUGCAACUUGUGACGUUGUGAUUGAUGAUAUUGAGGGUCUAAGUACCGCUUUAGAAAUUCUACAGGUAAGGCUAGAACCUUAUCUAUCAACUCAGUCUUUAACAGAAAAAUUAUUGAGCAAUCUUCCAAACGUCAAGAAUGUCACUAUUUUAACCUUCUUAAUAGAGUUUUACUUGAAGAACAUACAAUCAAUUAAAGAUACCGACCUAAGCGAAUUGCUGAAGAACUUUAUGGCAAGAAAUGCAGAAGUGGGUCAACAGCUGAACAUUUUAAACGCGAUUUACCGCCUUUCUGUAAACGUCAAUAAGACAUUUGAUCAGAAGAAACUUUUAGUCCACGCAGUGUUGCCCUCUAUUUUUAAUAAUAGUAACCAUACAGCCUUUUGCCAAUUUUUUAAGGAAAAUAUUGAAGAUAUCAAAGAGCGUUUACAAAGUGGCAACUUAAACCGCUGUGUCGCUUUGGUCGACUUUUUACUGGUGGAGCUGCUGUUCUUAAGAGUGCCUAUUGGUUGUAAGGAAAAAGAAGGAGGUGAAUUUGAUGAGGUGGCAGGUACUAAUUUGAGGAAUGAGUUGCUUAAGGUGGCACUGGGUGCCUUGAGGGAUAACACGAAUGAGGAUAGUGCCGAAUACCAAAGGGUUUAUAAGUGCAGCGCCUAUAAAGCUCUUGCUUCAAUCAUUACUAAUUCAAUAAAGUCGAUUAGUUUUUACCAAAAGUUGUUCGUGAGACAAGAAAAUGGCCAAGAUAUUUUGUGGAGUUCACUUAUAGAUACGACUGUAAAUUAUACUUUUCCUGUCGACUUUGAUAGUUAUCCUAAAAAGAGAAAAGUUUUAGUAAAUAUUAGGGAUGGUCUGAGGCAGGAAAGGAUAGAAAACAAAUCAAAAUCAUUAAAAUAUAUAGAGUCUCAAAGGCUGUUUACCAGCUCCCUCAAUGAAGAUGUGACCAAAUUCGAUUUUACUAGUAGCGUUUUAAGGACAUCCAAUCGCUCUAAUAUUGAAGGAACCAUAAAUAAUGAUGAUACUGAAGUUUCUGAUACAAAAAUAAUUCAGGGAGAAAUUUAUUUAGAAGCUACUGAAAUAAACAACCAUGAACUUAUGGCUACAGUUUGUGGUAUAGUCGAGCAUAUUUUCAGUACAGGCAUUAAUAGGCUUCCGGAAGAUCCUGAUGAUAUGGUGGAGUUUCCUCCCUGGAUGGAAGGUAUCGUUCAACUUUUACUUAAUCCUGCCACACACAAAAAUAUAAAAAUUUUCUGGGUUAAAGUCAUUGAUAACAUGGUGCAUAUAUUUCGGCAUUUCGCCAAGUAUUUUAUGCUGCCCCUGCUGCAAUUCCUUGACGAGAAAAUCGCUGGGGACGAUUUGAACUAUUUUGUCACCGACGUUAUAGUUAUUUUAGCCUCUUGGACUUCUUUGGUCACUCCCACUGAAAAAGAAAUAGAAUUAGCCUCUAAUUUACUUAAUCAUAUGACAAAAACCUUAACAAAUGAGCGUAGGGAAAUGUUUAAGUAUAACUUGGAUUUGAUUAAAUUAUUUGUGGAAAACUGGAGAUCUGUAGAGGUUCCUUAUGCAAGUCUCGGAGAACGGUUUAAGAUUGAUAGUGAAGUGGAAGUUGGGAUACAUUUGGCAUCGAUAUUUUUGGUAAAUGGCCAUCUCCCAUGUAAAGAGUCAGACAUAAAUACCUUUUGGAGUAAGUUGACCAAAGUUCUCUCGUCUUCUGACAAACCGAGCAUUUAUAAACCAUGCGCAGAAACUACUGGGCUAAUGCUGAAAUAUCUUAAAGAAAACGAUUUAGAAUUGUCAAACUUUAGUGCCAAUCUAAUAAAAAUGAUUAUGCAUUUUUGGAACACCAACAUUAACAAGUAUGCUGGCUGUCUUGAAGGGAUCACCAUUCAUUAUCCAGAAAUAGUCGAUAACCAUCACAUAUUGAAAUUAUUAAAUCGCUUGAGUCAAAGUGAGCAAAGCUUACAAACGAUAUUUUUAAAAGUAAUAUUUAAAAGAGCGGACAUUUUGGGAGACAUUGACUCGUUUAAAACGGAAGAUUGGAGUAAAUACUUGGAGAGCCAAAACGCCGAGGUGCAACUAAUUACUUUGGAAAUUAUAUUAAAGACUUUUAGCUAUUUUAAAGAUGUAAAAACCUUACUGCCAAUUCUUAAAAGUAUUUGUAAAAACUUGUUGAACCCAAACGUAUUUUGCCGCAGCAAAAUGUACGAUAUUUUAAUGGCGAUUCUGAAAAACGAAGACAUUACAGACGAAGAUGUAGUAAUGCUUUGCAAAGAAAUUCUCAUUCAAGGGCUUACGGAUUCAGACCUGGAUAUUAGAGCGAAAAUAAGGGAAUUUUGGUCUAAAUACCCAGAGAUACCCUCAAAUAUAUCUGGUAGAUUUUCUUAUUUACUUUCUAACUUUUAUUUGGCGAAAGUUGAAGAACACUUCUUAGGAUAUGUUUCGUACUUUCUUCUAAACUCUUUGGAACCGGAGGAAUGUAAAAAGUCACUUUUCGAACACCCGCUGGAAGAUUGCGAUUUUGAAGAAUAUCAGUUGCAAACUAAUUGGAGAUUACAACAUCCAUCAGUAGUGCCGCUGUUUGCGGAAACCCUAAGGACCUUUACUGCUGGCCUGGACGAUGGUGAAGUAUCUUCAUCAAAUUUGGGGCAAUUGAGGGCAACACAGGAUAACUUUUCGUUCGCCCCGACACAGCAGAGUCUUCGAGACAGGCAUAUUUCUCAAAUUACAGGGCUGGAGAGUAGUCUUACAAAGUCCUCUCUCAAUGACUCCGCCUUUCUGAAUCCGAAUGCUUUGCAGCUUUCUCAGAGGUACAAGUUACCCAAAAGAAGAUUUUUACGCGAUAAAGUAAAAAUCGCCGCUGGUUUUGCGCAUUUGGCAGUGGAAGAAAAAAUUAAGAAAUUUACUAAAAGGUAUGAAGAAGUAAAAGAACGAGAAAAAAAAGUUACAAUCUACCGAAGUUACCGAAAAGGCGACUUUCCCGACAUCCAAAUUGCCUUAGACUCCUUAAUCAAGCCCCUUCAAAUGUUGGUGAUGCACGACAGUGAACUAUCGAAAAUUCUUUCAUCUACCGUGUAUAAAGCCCUUAAAGAAAAACUGAAGGAUACCAAUGAAGACUUUACCAUAAAAGUCGCAGAGGGCAUUAGAAAAAUAUUUACUUCGUCGACCAGCCAUAACGUCAACGUUUUUUCCACUUUAUUAGACAUUUUGCUUAAGAGCAAGAAGGAAAUACGGCUGGAUCCUGCACUCAUUUCAAGAGUUUGCCAGCAGAGUGGCUUGAUAUCUGUUGGCACACUGUUAAUAGAAGAGUACAUAAUGAACCUUGAGGAUGUGCCAACGUCAUCAAAACGUGGUACUGGAGCCGAAAACUUGGAAAUGCGACACUGGCUAAAGUUAGCAGAGUUAUACAAGGAGUUGAAUGAGUGGAAUUUGGUUCGUACAAUCUUCUUAGAAAAAUCCAAUUGUAAAGAAGAUGUUCACAAAGGUAUUACAAUGGAAUCCCAAAAAAGAUGGCGAGAAGCUCAGGAAACCUACGAGAAACUGUUAAAUAUAGACUUCUCUAUUGAGCGGCAAGACUUUUACUAUGAGAGUUAUUUUAAAUGUUUGGCCCAUUUAGGUGAAUGGGAAAAGGUGCCGAGAGCGGUAGAUGCGUUGGUGCCAGAAGGAGGCGAGAACACAUGGGAUUCUUUAUGGGAUAACGAUUGGUAUCAACAGAAAAUAUUGCCAUGGUAUCUUGAGGCCCAUGUCAAAAAUAUUUUGUUUUCUCCAGAUGUGGAUUGUAAAACGUUUUUGGAGAAUAUUAACAAGUCUUUAACCACUCCCGAGCAAGCCGAAUAUAUGAAAAAUAAAUUCUCAGAACAAUUAUGUAUUUUGUGGUUAACCCAGAAAGACGCAGCACAGGCAAACCAAUAUUUAAAAUUCAGCAUGGAUAACUUUUUACUGGACUGGCAACUUUUAAAUCCCAUGUUUGGCAGCUUAAGAUAUAGCAAAAUUUUAGACCUACGCACUUUAGUAGAAAUAAAGCGCUUUCUAGACACAGAUAUAACGCUGACUAAUAAUGACUCUGCUGAACAAGGCCUAAAAAUUCUAAUGGAUUAUUGGAAAACGACCAAAAAUGAAUAUUUGCCCUCAAUAAUUUUAAGCGAAUCCCAAUUACUUUAUAGAAAAUUAUUUUCCAAGCUGCUUGCCGACAAAAUGACCGCUUUGGGACAGUUCGAAAUGGUCAAAGAACUCAAGAAGACCAACAUAUUAUUGGAUAUCGCUUUUAUGAACCUCGCAGUGAACGAAGAGAAUUAUUACAUGACCAGAAAGUAUUAUAAAGAAUAUGCUAACAUGAAACAUCCAAGCUUAACUAUGAUUUGCGGCCAUAUAACUUAUCUGUACGCCAACCUAUGCAGCGAUUACGAACUAAAAUUGAAAAAAUUGCUGGACAGUCUAAAAAAGUUUAAAGAGGUUGCGGAGAGCUCCAGAGACGAGAAAGCCACUACGUCUCUUUUGAAAAUUUUCGAUAUAAGCCAAAAAAUCACCGAGUUAUUUGUUAGUAAACCGGAAUUCUAUGAGAAAUUGGAAACUGAUUUAACUCAGAUUUUUGGUGGUGAAGAGUCGCCCCCAGAUGUUGCCGCGCGAGCUUUAAAAGAUGAUGCUUUAAAAGGUCUAGAUAAUGGAGAGACUUAUGGUGUAGAGAUUCUAAAAGAAAAAAUUAACGCCUUAGUAAAACUGGCAUAUUUUGUACAGAACUCUGAAGAUCAAGAAGCAGAUUUUGCCCUUUUCGUCUUAAAAGCCAUGAAACUAGGCUCUAGAGAAGCAAGACAAUUGUUCCCUUGCAUAUUAAUGAAAGAUUCAUUGGAAAAUGAAUUGAGAGAAUUAUUCUUAAGGGAGAGCCAAGAUGUUCCUAUUUGGAUGUUUUUGGGAUGGAUACCUCAGUUAUUAGCCAAUGUGGAUACACCAAAAAUUGCAGCAAUAUCAGAAAUAAUUUUAAAAAUAGCAAAGACAUAUCCGCAAGCGAUAAUUUACUCUUACAGGCUGAGCAAAGAGAAUUUUUCCAACACAGAUAAUUUAGAUCAAGAAGAAACUAAAAAUUUAAUUGAUGAGCUUGAUCGAUUGCUUUUGAGUGAUUCUCGGGUAGAUAAGUUUUUGGAGGCUUUGUCAAAAGUUAGCGUCCCACUGUCGUCUAUUUAUUACCAUUUAAAUAAAAUGUUCUCUGCCACUAGUAUAGGAGCAAUGAUGGAGGCAAAAGACGCCAUUAUGAACUUUUAUUUUAAAGAGAUUUCUGACACCAGAGGUUCGAACAAUAUGCAAGGAAAUAUGUACAAAAAACUGAAAGAUCUUAAGUCGCAUAUUGAAAAGAUCACAAUACGAACACCUAUAGAAAAGGCGAAAGAUAUUAUAAAAGAACUGGAACAAAAGCGUAAAAUACUACUUUCUAGUUCUUCAGAGUCCAAGUUGUUAAAAGACUACUGUCCCUGGUUAGCAAACUUUUCAGCCGGGAAAUUUAAUUUAGAAUUAGAAAUUCCCGGACAAUAUACUGGCGAGAAAAUUCCACUUGUCCAACACCAUAUAAAAAUAUCAGGAUUUACAGAUCAGGUAUCGGUGAUGUCGUCGUUGCGUAAGCCGAUAAAAAUUACCAUGAUCGGUAUGGAUAGUAAGGAAUAUCCUUUUUUGGUGAAAUUCGGCGAGGAUAUUAGGCAAGAUCAAAGGAUUCAACAACUGUUUGCAUUGAUGAAUAGUAUUUUUGCUAGCGAUAAUAAAACACAUCAGGUUUUGACAUAUCAGGUUGUGCCUCUAACAACUUCUCUUGGUAUUAUUCAAUGGGUAGAUCAUACAAUAUCAUUAAAAAAUUUUAUGUCAAAAACAUAUCCUAUAAAUGGAGCUAUUGAACGGAUACGCAAAAAAUAUAAACAAUUUUUGGUGAAAGGCGACAGUGACAUGGAAAUUUACGGAUUGACGGCGAAGACAAAAAAUAAGGAAAUAACUGAGCCAUUUUUCUAUAGUUUGGUACGAGAAAUACCUUUGGACGUUCUCAGAAAGUCAAUAUGGUCCGUAAGUUUAACCACGGAAUCUUUCAUAGCGUUCAAAGAAAACUUUAUCAAAAGUUACGCUGCUCUUUGCGCCUGCCAGUGGCUUUUAGGAAUCGGAGACAGACACUUGGAAAAUUCGAAAGUUUGCAUCAGAAAUGGAAAAAUUCUGGGUAUUGAUUUUGGACACGCUUUUGGCACAGCCACCCAGUGCUUAUCAGUGCCUGAAUUGGUGCCUAUAAGGUUAACACCACAUAUCGUAGGACUGAUGGAGCCUCUUAAGGAAAAAGGUUCAUUUAGGGACGUUUUGCUCGAUUGCCUGCAAUCUUUAAGAGAUAAUAAGGCACCGUUGGUGGCCACAAUGAACGUCUUUAUAACGGAACCUUCAGUUGAUUGGCUUGAAACUGCCAACAGGGUUUUGAAAACUGGUGAUAAACAUCAUUGGUAUCCUUCACAAAAGAUCGAGCAAGUGAAAAGAAAAUUGGAAGGGGCAUCACCGACAGCAAUUCUUGUAGAAGACGUCGAAUGGUCGGUGUAUUUUCAGUCGAAACAAGAAUUAUUUAAGAAUUACGUUGAGCUAGUAGAGGGAAAUGAGAACCUUAGAUCCAAAUUAAAGUCCAAAGAAACACUAUCUGCCGAAGAACAAGUAGAUGUUUUAAUAGAACAUGCCACCGAUCCCAACCUCUUAGGAAGAAUGUACAUCGGCUGGGAUGGUUUUGUGUAAAAUAGAUGCAAUAAUUGCAAUUUUUAGUUUUCAAAAUUUAAGAUGUAUAAAUGUGAUACUUAUUCUACAUUACUGUUUUUAUCUGAAUUCUAGAAAAUAUUGAAUUAUAAAUUAUACAGGUACGCUUAAAAGAAUUUUAUUUUAUAAUAAAGAGACCUUAUGAAAAAUUCA